Messenger RNA from Naegleria gruberi, 1260 nucleotides. RefSeq lists its product as uncharacterized. The record is from RefSeq and is a predicted model, not a curated record. The coding region runs from base 1 to 1260 and encodes 419 amino acids. The transcript has a single exon. Lineage: Eukaryota; Heterolobosea; Eutetramitea; Acrasida; Naegleriidae.
AUGAAGUUGUUGACAUUUGCGUUUCUUUUGCUGCUAGUUGCACAAAUUAUUGCUGCAAACGAGUUUGAAAUUUCCUUCCAAGUACCAACAAAUUUACUUGAAAAAACUUCCUUUCAUCAGGUUUCUAAUGAAACUUUUUUCUCACCAACAAUUUCUCAAGAAAGAGAUGUUCAACAGUGUACAUGCCCUGCUUGUGGCUGCAAUGGACAAGCUUGUCCAAAGGCUGCCGAUGGUUGGGUUGUCCUUUCGUCAAUGGAAAGUUGCUCCAUUUCCAAUCAAGUACCUUCCAUUAGUUUAGUCAAUAUUCAAUCCACCUCACAAACAACUGGAUUCGUCUACUAUCUCGUUGAUGAAGAAAACAAGAAUAAGGCCAUGGCCAACCAAGGAUUUUCUUUCAAUGGCUUGAAGUCCUACAAUUCAAAUUUUCUUACCUGUACAUCGAAUCCUACCGAAGGUGUUCGAUUUCCAUCAAAAGUUCCAGGCAAGGCAUAUUUGAUUGCUCAAACACGUGCCAGUACUUCAUUGAGAUUCAACAUUCAAAUGUCUUGUGUGAGGCCAAAAUUUACCAAAUUUGCAAUUGGUGCCUUUCCAACUAAUCUAGCCAUGAAGCACGUACCAUAUUUCUUCUAUGGUCAGGAGAUUAGUUUUGAAGUCAGAUUGUUAGAUCAGUUCAACGAAUUGGACACUUUGCAAAAGGGUGAAAUCAGUUUUGAAGGUGGCACUUUUGGAGAUUACCAAACUUAUCAUGAUAUUGUUGGAGGAUCUACCAUUCUCAAAUUCACUCCAACAAUGAGUUCUGGUAAACCAUAUUCUAUUAAAUUCUCAGCAUUAACGAGUGCUGAUCAAGACGUUCCUAAUAUUCCACUCCCAAGUUUUUCACUUUCCACAUUUACUAUUGAGAGAGGCACUAUCACCGUACAAAAAGAUAUCUCAGAGAAUACUCCGUUCAAGAUUUCAUUCACACUUUUCAAUGGACAAUAUGAAGUGACACCUGGUAUUGAUAUUAAAAAGUUGUCAUUCUACAGCAGUAGUGGAACUGUGUUGUGUGAACAACCAAUUCUCGCUUUGGGAUCAAGUAGUGUUCAAUGUACACUCAAACUUAACCUUGGAAAAUCAAGAUAUAAUGAAAUGAUAUUGAGAUAUGACAAUAGUGAUAUUGCAACUGAUACUUCAUAUAAUGUAAGAAGUGAAUCUGAUAGAUAUGUAGUUUCUGUUGCUUUACUUGCUUUGCUCGUCUUGCUUAAUUUAUUGAUCUGUUAA